CAACACUACGCUCUCCACCCUUAGAGGCUGGAAAACUAUAGCAAUUUUUCAAUAUUGUUUACACUUUCGCUUUCACCCUUCACGUGGUUCUUUAGGAUAUUUAGAGGCAAAAGAUAAAGUACCAGUCUGAGAAAAUGUCGUCUUUUAAGAAAAAUAAAGUACAGAAAAUUCACAGAGAGCGUCCACAGGUAUGCCCGAAGCGUAAAAUCCUUUAAAUAUAUCUUUUGUAUGUAACAUUGAUAGCAACUCCCAAUUUUCGAUAGCAUUUUCAUUUUUAUUAAGUUUAGUUUAACAGAAUUAAUAGACUAAUUUAAAGUAUUAUUAAUACUUAAGCAUAUUUUAUUAUAAUAAUAAAUAAUAUAUGGUAAUCUACCACUUGAGCUUCGGCCAAAAAAAAAAUCCAGUUGUACUGGUUGGAAGGGCUAUUUAAACAACUAUAUUCUUACAUUGGAGUCUGUUCAUAUUUUUGCUUCCCUAUAGAGGCUAUAAAGUUAUAUAGCACAAUACUAAUACAUUUAAAUAAUUAUUACUGCCAAGCUACCGAUAUGCCAGGAAGAAAAAGAGACUACAAUUAUUUUUUUUUUAUCCAGAUAACACGGAUGUCCACACACAGAAUGUGGAAAACGUGAAUGCUCAGAAAGUGUCCCCGUAAACUAAAAAGACAGUUUGGCACAAGAAGCGCCAGUGAUCUCUCCCCUUUAUAUUUACGUGGAUUCAUGUACCACAACCGUUUUCGUGGAAAUUAUAUUUUUUUAAACUUCAUUGUCAACUUGGGGUAGAACUAUGCAUAAUUCCAUUUUCACACAUUAUCUUCUAUUUCAAAAAAAUUGUUAUAGUUUUUCUAUUUUAAAAAAAUUGUCUAUUAUUAUGGGAAUGAAUACGUACAACCAAUGUCAUUAAAAUUAAUAAAAGAAUAGUUGUUUAAAUAGCCCUUCCAACAGGAACAGCUGGAUUUUUUCCUCGGCGGACGCUCUAGUGGUAGAUUACCUAAUAUAUUAUACUAUAGGCCUACCAUAUAAUUUAUGAUAUAAUAAUAUAAUCAUAUUAUUUUAUUAUAUAUUGUCAAUGAGUUACACUCACUCAAUUAACCUACUCAAUUACAAUUAAAUUGACGGCAAUCCUCCGAAGUCCGGUCCCAAAUUAUUUCCAAUGAUUACUCCUUACGUAAAAGUCUUGGGCAUCGUUCUGUUUUGAAAUUCAUGUUUGCGUUACUGGACGAUGUUGGAUGGAGGUUGUUGGCCGUCGAGAUGCAUAAACACUCGAGCGCAUUAUCACUAAUUGUGAGGAUAUCAAAAUGUCGCUCAGCUCAACAACGGGAUUUAUGCUCAUGCUGUCAUUGUGCAUGCGCAUGAAUUUGUUGAUCCAGUAUCAGAAGACCAGGACAUUUACUUUUACAAAUAAAUUAUUGAAGGACUUUGGAUGCAAGCAAAACGUAAACUCCGCUAUCUUUUCAGAGUGGUACUAGUUGCGGUCUGUUUGCCAGCUACUUGGAGAAGCAGAAAGUUUUUGACUGCUAUUUGCAAAUGUUAUGUGCCAAUUACAAAUAAAAUAUUUAGUGUUUACUGACUGGUUUGUAAAGUGACAGUUAUUUGCAAAAGCUAUGACUGACAUUUCUGCUGUUUUAUAACAAUAGACACUGUGCAUUGCAAUUUUUUUCAUACGAAAUAAUUUGAUACCAGACUUCGGAGGAUUGCCCAAAUUGACAAUAAUUGACAAUUCUCAAUAAAUUGUCAUACUCGUAACUAAACGUAACUCGAUAAUACUAAUACUUAGUCUGUUUCUUGUCUGGUUUGUUAAACAUAAAAUCAGAAAGAGCAAUUGUGUGGGCCCUGCAAUGUAGGGAACCUUGGUCAUUUAAGGGCCAAAGUUGUGAUGUUGAAAAAAAUGCAAAACAGAAAAGAGGCAGGGACCUGCAACUCCAACCGUCAAGUGGCGGCUCUGACUCAAAGUCAAUGUCAAAUACAUUUUAAGAUUAGGAGUUUUAUUAUUUUUUCUUUAAAUUGGCUUGAUAUUAUAUAUUCGAAAUUCCCCAUUUCAGUAAUGGCCCAAGCCUAAGUUGCUUGGGCUAAAGAAUAAUAAGAGCAUUGAAUCCUAUAGUCAUAUGAUUUGAUAUUGAUGAGCACCAUGUGUGCAUUGUACUUGUAAGUUAAACUCAUAUUAGUGAUCAUUCAUUUCUUAUAAUUUAUAUACACAAUGAGAUAAGUGAGAGUGGUCAAACUGCACAUAUUUGGUGUUAAAAUGUUAUUCAAUUUUUGUUGUGCUUCUGUAGCCUGAAGAUCGGGCACAUUUAGGGAUGCUCGAAAGAAAAAAAGACUACAGAGAAAGAGCAAGGUAAGUAAUGAUCCUUAGAAACUCAUAAUUUUAUUAAAAAACUAUUGACCAUAUACAAUUCGAAUCUUUUAUAUAAUUUUGUAACUUCCUCUGUAUCUAAGUCUUAAACUUAACUACAUCUAAGAUUAGACCUAUUUUUGCUUUAGCUGAUGAUUUUUUAUUUGAUGUCUAGUAGGCUGAUGUUUUUCAACCAUGUCUAUGUAAUUAAAAGUUUUAGUUAAUGUUGUGAAUUACAGAGAUUUUCACAAAAAAGAGGACACAAUUAAAAAGCUUAAGAGGAAAGCUGAGGAUAGGAAUCCAGAUGAAUUUUACUUCAAUAUGACAAGGACAAAGAAAUUGGUACGAUAUUAACGUUGAUUUAUGAAAUAUAUUUCUCAUCUGUUAACAGUUUAAAGUAACUAAUAAACUAUUUCUUGUAAUGAUGUUAUUAAAUUGCUAAAGUAGUUUUUUAAGCAGCAUCAUUUUUUAAUUUUUUACUUAAUAGAUAAAUGUUGUUUUUUUCUUUACAUUGUAAAAAAAAAUUGCUCUUUCCAAAAAAUGUUAUGUGCAUGUAUAUGGUUUUCAAUUAAUAAUUAAACUAUGCUCCAAAAAGAGCAAUACAAAUGACUUGAAGUCUUAACAUUAUGUUUGCAAAUGUCCAAUAUACACUAUUAAUUUUCAGGAUGGAGAACAUAGGUUACGGAAAACAGCUGAACCUGUGGUGACAGAGGAGCAAAAGAAGUUAAUGGCAACUCAAGACAAAAGAUACGUGUUGUACAGACUUUCCAAAGAACUUAAGGUAUAUAUAAAUACACAUAGCUGCCUUUGGGUUAUGCCGCCGACCUUCGUAAAAUAGUAACAGUUCAGUUUAACCCUUGUAAUCCUAUAGAGUUUAAAUGUACACCAAAAAAUUGUCAAAUUUAUUUUGUAACUGCUCUUGAUAACAUAAAUCUUUUAGAAUCUACGAUUCUGUGUCCCAUACACCCUAAAAUUUUUAAUUUCCAUCCAAUUAUAGUCGUGCCAUAUUUCUUUUUUUAAAUAUUUUAGAAAUUGCUUGUCAUAUUCAAAUUUUUUAUCCAAAAUAAUCAACACUUUUGUCUUCCAAUUUCUACUAUGCAUGCAUACAUUAGACGUAAAAGAAAGUAUACAUUUUUUUAACCUUUCAGGUUUUCCCCUAGUCUGUGUAGUAUAUUUCAUAUUGCUUCCAACUGAAUGCAUUCCUCCCAGUGCAUUCCUGCCCAUAACGAAAAGAUAAUUUAAAACAUUUUCUGAAUAUAUCAGUUUGUCUGCUUGAACCUAAAAAUGUUAUUGUAAAAUUUGCUGUAAAUAAAGGUUUAUAAUUCAAUUACAUGAUAAUAUUUUGAUCUACUUUUGUUGUCACAAAUUUUGUUUAGAAAAUUGAAAAGUUGAAGAAAACUCUUCACAUGAUUGACAGUGAUCAAAAGAAAAAUUCACACAUAAUCUUUGUGGACUCUAAGGAAGAUGGUAAGUGUAACUUAAAUUUGUAAAGUACAAUAACAUGUCUCAACCAAAUGUUAAGAUAAGAUUCUUCUAGUGAUAUAUACAACAUGUAAAAAAAAAUAUUUUAUUAUAUUCUACUUACAGGUAUUCAUUCUCAGCAUGUAGAUAAAUAAAUAUUCUUAACUAGACAAUAUUUUAAAACUAGAACUUUAAAACUAGAACAAUCUAAACACAAGGCAUCUAGUAUUUCUCAAUUGUAAAAAUCAGUUAUCUUAUACCAUAAAACUUCACUCCCUUAGUGACAAUAAUGAUUUAACUGGUCAGUCAAUUAAUCAUUUAGAUUUUGUAACUGCUGGGGGAGUGCGCUUGUAAAUUCUGACAGACGGGGGGAAAAAGAAUUUGUAUAUCUUUCGCUCUUAACUGAGGGAAAGAAUUCAGCCUGAUUGAGCUGACCUUAGGUAUCUGUGAUGAAGAUGAUGGGAUGUAUCCUCAAAAUUUUUUAGUUUUACACCAGCAUCUUUCUUCAAAUAGUAAAGUAAAGCCUUUUUUUUGUUUGUUUGUGUGAUAUUACUUGCUGUCUUGAUUGGUCUAUUUAAUCGAUGUUUGGUGAUAUCAACUGUUUGUCGCAGUGUAAAGUUUUAAUGACACCUCUCCUUCACAACGAUUUGUUCCAAUGUUCUAAUUUGGAAGGCUUUCAUUCAAAGAAUUCUUCUAUAGGCCACACAUAAACUUCAAUUUCUUUAUCUUUCAGCCAAAAACUUUGACCCUGCCAAAUUUUUCGACACUCAUCCUGCAUUUGUUGACAGAGCUUACAACAGACCCAAGUUGGAGACUCUGAAGACAGGAACAUUUUCCCUAGAUACUGAACAGUUAAAGGCAAGGGCUUAUGUUUUAUAACCAAAAAGUUAACAAAUUAUUCAUGAUAAUUAGAGAUAAUGACAACUGUGUGUUGUGCUUACUUCCAUAGAGACUCUCAGCCAUCUGAUUUCAACUACGCAUAUCUGGUAUGACAGUUGGUUUCAAUGGUUUUUGUUAAUUUGUCUUGAUGAAAAGGUUUAUGUCAAUCUCUGCGCUUAAAAAUGCUACAUGUGAAAGUUUAAGUGGAAUUUGAAUAAUAUUUCUGUACUAAUAGAUUGCAAAUGAUAGAAAGUCACAGAGAUAAUGAGGUUCUGGUUGACUCAUCAUGAGGAAUGUGUUGAGUGCACAUAACUUGAGGGAGAGACUCUUGAUGAUAAACAACAUUUGUUUUUGUUUAUUAAAUCUCACUACUUGCCUUCAUUGUAAACAUACUGUGAUAGGAACCAGAAACUACUUUCUUUUAACUGGUUCUGUGAGAGGGUUGAGAAGCACAUUUUUAUUUUUUAACCAUGGAAAAUGGCGUUCACAAUAUACAAAGGCGCCUAAAGAAAAUGAGGAUUUUUAAUUCUUUUUGUGAGGUUUAAUUUGACGAUAUUAAUGACAUUAUAAUAAGAUGAGAUUAAGUUAUUUAUCAAUAAAGCUAUCAAAUGAAAUCUUAUAUUUCAUAGCUACUAUGAAAAGUCCCAAAAUGUAUAAAUAGUAUAAGUAUAUAAACCUUUCUUUCGUGUCAAUGGUGAGUAUAAUAAGGAGAGUGUAAAUAUUUUUACAACCAUUGUAUUUUCCUUGAUCAGCUGAUGACAAAAUUAAACUAGAAAAUGUAUCUGUCAUUAACAUCUGACAUUGUCAUUUGUUUUUUAAUUACUGUCUAGUGUUGAUAAGAAAAUGCUAUUCUAACCUUUCAAUCAUAUCCUUGUAGGCGGUGUUGAUAAGAAAAUGCUACUCUAACCUUUCAAUCAUAUCCUUUUAGGCGGUGAUGGAGUCGAAAGAUGCUGCAUACAAAGAAAUGUCAAGGAGAAUAGACAGAGCCAGAGAGUUAAAAAUAAUUGCAGAUAAACUUGACGCCAAAGUUCAUGGGGUGGUAAGUUCACUGAGUUACUUCCCUGGAAUUUCUUAUUUCCCUUGUUUGAACUUGGCAACAAAAUGAUUUUGAUAUUUGAAACUUUGACAAUGGAUUUUAAAUGAUUAUACGGUAUAAAUAACAUAAGAUUUAUAUUUAAUUUCAGGAUAAAUCAUGUAAGAAAAAAUGUGUCCAGCAAGAGACGAAGGAGAUGGCCGCACAGUACAAGUUUGCCUUCAAGAGACAAAAAUGAAAAUGUGAUAUUAAAGUUAUUACAAAUUUAAAGAAAAUGUUUUUUUUCUUUUCUGAUUACAGUAUAGUUGCAAUUCUUUGUUUAUUAUUAUGGCUUAUAACAAUUUUAGGAAAUAUUUUUGCUAAAUAGAGAAGCGUAAAUAACUCUUUUCAGUUAAAGUUGACAUAUUUGUUAAAAUGUUGUUCAUAAUUUAGGAAUAAAUCAACACAAGUUAUAGAAGUUAGUCUGUAAAAAUUCAUCACUGAUCUCUAAAAACUUAACUCCAUCUGCCAAAGAGAAGAAUUUUUUUAUCCCAGAAUCAACAUAAACACCACUAGUUGGAAUGAGAUUGAGAUGUGUUAAUAACUUUGCCAAUUUGUGAUUGAUUAUUGUUAAUUGUAACCAUGUUCGUGAAUUUGAAAUAUUUUAAUGUGUGAACCUGGUAAUUUUAUCCAGUGCAUCAGGGAGAAUUUCAUGGACUAGAAUUACAUUGCCAGAAUUUAUAAGCAAGUUAUUAUCGUUUCCUUCUCUCCCAUCCCCCCCCCCCCCUUUUUUUUUCUUCCUCAACCCCAUUUAGCAGUGAAUA
This is a messenger RNA of Lymnaea stagnalis (great pond snail), 6504 nucleotides long. NCBI's taxonomy places the organism in Eukaryota, Metazoa, Mollusca, Gastropoda, Lymnaeidae. The record is from the annotation of a GenBank genome assembly.